AAAGAAUUACUGCAGAAAAAAAUUAGCGCUAUUAAGUUGCCUUCUUUCAUAGAAGAUAUCGUUAUUACGAAAAUAAAUCUUGGCGAUACACCGCCACUAAUACAUCGUGUCUCGCAACCCAUGCUGGAUGAGCGCGGCACUUGGGUAGAUGCCGACAUCACCUAUGAAGGAUUGCUACAGUUGACGGUCACCACCAAAUUGAAUUUGAUGCGCAUAAAACAGCAGAAGCGUCCCACAGAUGUAGUCAACAUAACCACCACCAAUCCAUUGCAUACCGGCGGCAACACCAGUGCGUCAAAUGGUGGUGGUGGUGGUGGUGCCGCUGGCAUUAAUAUCACCGCAAUACCACCCAUUAAUGUGAUUUCUGAUGGAGAGACUGGAAGAAGCUUAACUACUAGACUAACCUCGGCUGAGCCCAACACCGAUGAUGUGUCGCAUAGUGUUAUAUUUGACAGCGAUGCGGAGAGUACGGGUGAUUCUGAUUCCGAUCCAGAGAGUGUCAGCGCAUCAGCGGCGACCACACUACCGAACGUGAGUUCGGCAAUGACGGCGACUGGCGCUGCUACACAGGCGGACGUUGGUGCAGGCGCGCAGGCAGACUACCAUUUUAUACCCACAGCGCCUGGAAAUGCGCGUCGCAUUUUUCGUAUUGUAGAUCGCAUAGCAGCCUCAAAUUUCUUUCAGUAUGCCACCGAUUUGCCAGUUGUACAGCGUGCCAUUGAGAAUAUGAAUACAAAUAUAACGCUACGCGUAGAUCUGAGAGGACUAGUCGGACGUGGCGUGAUAAACAUUCCACCACCACCUUCCGAUCGUAUAUGGCUUUCCUUUCGUGGUCCACCACGCCUUUGGCUAUCAGCAAAGCCAGCGCUUGGUGAAAAAUCUGUGGAUUACAGCAUUGUGACCAGCAUUAUUGAAAGCAAAUUAUGCGAGGUGGUAAAUAAGUUUUUAGUUUAUCCUAAUAUGGUCGACGUCACUAUACCUUUUUUGGGUCAGCCGACAUACGAGUAUUUGCGUGGCGAGAAAGCGAAACGCACUGAAUAGAUUUGUAAUAGAUAAGUUGUACAUGAAAAAUUCC
Molecule: messenger RNA, 1075 nt
Organism: Rhagoletis zephyria (snowberry fruit fly)
Lineage: Eukaryota; Metazoa; Arthropoda; Insecta; Diptera; Tephritidae
Product: testis-expressed sequence 2 protein-like
Cellular component (GO): endoplasmic reticulum
Molecular function (GO): lipid binding
Source: RefSeq, a predicted model, not a curated record